Chanos chanos (milkfish) is the source of this 3014-nucleotide messenger RNA. It is a transcript of the gene ap2m1a, whose product is annotated as adaptor related protein complex 2 subunit mu 1a. The record is from RefSeq and is a predicted model, not a curated record. Lineage: Eukaryota; Metazoa; Chordata; Actinopteri; Gonorynchiformes; Chanidae. The transcript has 12 exons. Gene Ontology annotation, cellular component: clathrin adaptor complex. Gene Ontology annotation, biological process: vesicle-mediated transport; intracellular protein transport. Bases 151 to 1464 code for a protein of 437 amino acids.
AGUUUUGGUGAAGUGAGAAAGGUACCGUUAAUCUUUUUUGAUCCCGAAAAAUACUAAAGAGAGGGAAAGGGUGAUACCGCGCUGCUUUGAGUGGACAGUGUUCAGGCGUUUGAGUUGGCCAUGGUCUGUGACGUCUGAGGAACAGUCAACAUGAUUGGAGGGCUGUUCAUUUAUAACCACAAGGGGGAGGUACUAAUCUCCCGCAUCUACCGAGAUGAUAUAGGACGGAACGCAGUGGACGCGUUCCGUGUGAACGUGAUCCACGCUCGUCAGCAGGUGCGCUCCCCCGUCACCAACAUCGCCCGAACCAGUUUCUUUCACAUCAAACGCUCCAACAUCUGGCUAGCGGCUGUCACCAAGCAGAAUGUCAACGCGGCCAUGGUGUUUGAGUUCCUCUAUAAGAUGUGUGAUGUUAUGACGGCAUACUUCGGCAAGAUCAGCGAAGAGAACAUCAAGAACAACUUUGUGCUCAUCUAUGAACUGCUGGACGAGAUCCUGGACUUCGGAUAUCCUCAGAACUCAGAAAGUGGAGCUCUUAAAACCUUUAUCACCCAACAGGGCAUUAAGGGCCAGCAUCAGACUAAGGAGGAGCAGUCUCAGAUCACCAGUCAGGUAACCGGGCAGAUCGGCUGGCGCCGUGAGGGCAUCAAGUACCGACGCAACGAGCUCUUCCUGGACGUGCUGGAGAGCGUCAAUCUGCUUAUGUCCCCACAAGGUCAGGUGUUGAGUGCCCAUGUGUCUGGUCGUGUGGUGAUGAAAAGCUACCUGAGUGGAAUGCCUGAAUGUAAAUUUGGCAUGAAUGACAAAAUCGUCAUCGACAAGCAGGGCAAAAGUGGAGGCACAGAGGAUUCCGGAAAGAGCAGCGGGAAGCAGUCCAUCGCCAUCGACGACUGCACCUUCCACCAGUGUGUCCGUCUCAGCAAGUUUGACUCCGAGCGCAGCAUUAGCUUCAUUCCCCCUGAUGGAGAGUUUGAGCUUUUGAGGUAUCGCACCACUAAGGACAUUAUCCUGCCCUUCCGGGUCAUUCCGCUGGUCAGGGAGGUGGGCAGGACAAAGCUGGAGGUCAAAGUGGUCAUCAAGUCCAAUUUUAAGCCCUCGCUGCUCGCACAGAAGAUAGAGGUGCGCAUCCCCACCCCUCUCAACACUAGUGGAGUGCAGGUGAUCUGUAUGAAGGGAAAGGCCAAGUACAAGGCCAGUGAAAAUGCCAUCGUUUGGAAGAUCAAACGAAUGGCUGGAAUGAAGGAGUCUCAGAUCAGUGCUGAGAUUGAACUGCUGCCCACCACCGAUAAGAAGAAGUGGACACGUCCCCCCAUCUCCAUGAACUUUGAGGUUCCUUUCGCUCCCUCUGGCUUGAAGGUGCGCUACCUGAAGGUUUUUGAAUCGAAACUGAACUACAGUGACCAUGACGUGAUCAAAUGGGUUCGCUACAUUGGUCGCAGUGGGAUCUACGAAACCCGCUGCUAAAUCAGGUUGUAGAGCCAAGAAGUCUGCCUUUCCGUCGUAUCUCUCUUCCACGUAUGCUACAUCCCUCUCUCCUGCCCCUCAACACCUCUGGAUGGAUUCAAACAGAGCAAACUGCAGAAAAAAUGCACAAAGUGAAACAUGGUUAUCUUAUCUGUUUAUGUAAGAUCUGUUGAUGACCAGGUCCACUGGAAAGAGCAGAGACCAAUUGGAGUUGUUAGAACCAGACUGGACUUCACUAGAGUCUCUCCAAUGCCCUGUUCACACCUGCCAUUAACCUGCGUCUUGGGUGAUCCGAUCACAAGUGGACAGCUCUAAGUACAGGUGUGAAUGCACCGAGGACGCAUUGAGGAUGCAUUGAGAUCCGAUCACUCAGACCACAUUCGGAGGUGGUCUUGGCUGCAUGUGGCCACAUUCUUUUAGCAGUCUGUAUGUGAAUGUGUCCCGGGCCGCAUUGAAGGACCACCUUCUCAACUGACGUCGUCUGCGUAAGCAAAAGUACAUACUUAUUCGCGCACCAACGGCGUCGUAUUUAAAAUUUCCGAAUAGCCCAUAGAGAUAUAUUACAAGUGUGUCAAACAUUUUGAGUGAUUUGGUUUGCCUAGAACACCCAGCCUGUAUUGUCUUGAUUUCAUCUUCUUUUAAUUUCCAGCAGACUAGGCACUGGAGGUGCAUUGCUGCCUCCCGCCGGUUAAAAACAACAAUGCAUUUGGUCUUUGUAAAGGGAAAUGAUGUACGUGUUUAUUUGCAUAUAGAGUGGGGAAGUGAGAUCCGAUCACAAGUGGUCACUCCAAGACGCAUGUGGAGAUGCAUUCUAAUGCCAGGUGUUAACUGACGUACUUAGAGCUGUCCACUUGUGAUCGAUCACCCGAGAGGCAUGUUAAUGCCAGGUGUGUUCAGGGCCCAAGUGUCUUUGAACCAUUCAGCCUGACUCUCCUACACUGCCUGAGACAUGGUAGUGGGCUUUAGUGAUGACAUUUGAGUUUCAGUUUGAGUCUGGGCUUUACAUCUGUGGUCAGUCAGUGGACACAGUUCUAGUAUCUGGCCUCACUUUCAGUAAUACAGUGACUGUUUAGUUCAUUCAUAAACACAUACCGGAAACACACUGUUUACUUGUCUUUAUUUCUCUUGAGAGAGAUUUUGUAAGGCUUAGUGUGUUGGGGUUGCAUAAAGGAAUCUUAGUCUGUUUGUGGAAAACUGAAGGGAACAAAAAUAACAUUUCGCUCCUCUGAUUUCUAUGUAAACCUAUCUGUGGUCAGUGAACUCACCUGCCUGUUUACCACUAACUGGCAUCUAACCAUUCCACCGUGUGAUCACAAGCUGCCUACACUUUACUUACAGGCUAAGACUAGUAAGAUUCACCUCAGUAGUGGUGGACAGACCUCCUACAGUUCAUUAAAGUGUGUCAGUUUUUUCUCUGGCGCCACACAGACACCCUGAUUCAUCUUUUGAACUAUGGUCCUCAGGAGCAUCAUUUUUAUGCUGUAUGUAUUAUUAUCAGAUUUAUGGUGUGUACAUUUGCAGCAGGAGGAAAACAACUGCAGGAUUUUACC